AUGCCUCCAAAAAGGAAAGCCACCUCUAGACAUUCGUCAGGUGGUCAAAAACGUCAACGUCAGGACGCCACAAAAAGCAGUGACGAAAUAGUACAAAUAGUUGUGGGAAAACUAAUGCCGACGAUUAGCGCACUUAUCGAAAAACAAACAGUAUUGAAUAAUACGAACACAUCAUCUAACACAAUUCAUCAGGAACCUUCGUCUGAUGCAAACAAUGCAGAAUCAAAAAGAUUUUUACCAUUAUCAUCAGGCAUUCCACUCGACAGUGGGAUUAGUCAAAAACUCAAAAUCAAAAUAGUUUCGGACGAAUACAUUGAUAUUGCACAUCUUUUGGAAAAAAUACCUGGUGAAAUAGAUAUAACCGUUACGAUCAAAAAACAAACGUCGUCAGUUGUUGCAAAUCCA
Owenia fusiformis is the source of this 405-nucleotide messenger RNA. The record is from the annotation of a GenBank genome assembly. Lineage: Eukaryota; Metazoa; Annelida; Polychaeta; Sabellida; Oweniidae.